Molecule: messenger RNA, 1264 nt
Organism: Styela clava
Lineage: Eukaryota; Metazoa; Chordata; Ascidiacea; Stolidobranchia; Styelidae
Molecular function (GO): S-adenosylmethionine-dependent methyltransferase activity
Source: RefSeq, a predicted model, not a curated record
CCGAUAGUAAUACUACACCUCGCAAUUGUAUCGAAAUAUUAGCUUCAAAACCAGUAUAUAACCAAGAAUGCUCACGUUAACAUGUACAAAGCUUACUAGAUGCAUAUCUGCUUAAAAGGAAAUGUUCCUGAAUAAGCGAUCACGACAUCAAGCGUCUGUAGAUGCAACAUUGUAUGUAACGUCAUUUAAGUAAUUAAAGCACCAAACUGAACUAAAAUGGAGCUCUGGAAACAGCCAGAAAUUGCUGAGAGUUACGCCAAAAAUAACAAUAUUACUUACCCUGCUGCGGUUGCACAAUACGUCUUGGAACGCCUGAUGACAUCGCGUGAUAAUUCCAAGCUGGAGCUGAUUGUAGACGCAGGCUGCGGUAACGGCCGUUCCUUGAAAUGGUACUUGCCAUAUUUCCAUCGAGCUGUUGGCUUUGAUGCCAGUGAGUUUCAAAUUGACAAUGCUCGAAAGUUAAACAAGUCACCAAAAGUUUCCUAUUUUGUUGGACAAGAAAAUAAAAUAGCCGUGGAGGACGGAUCUGUUGAUCUUAUUAUCGCUGCCGGAUCAGUGCAUUACAUGAAUGUCAAUGACUUCGUUUGUGAGUGCAACCGAGUGCUGAAGCAAAAUGGCAUGGUUGCAAUUUACAAUCAUGAGUACUGCGAGUUGAUAGUGGAUGAUCAACCAACACAGGUAACGCAGAGGAAUGAAAAGCCAAAAUUUGUUUCAGGAUUCGACAUAUUUGACACUUUUUACCAACAGCCCGUUAAAAAUUAUUUUUCACGUGAAAACCAUCCUAACUUCGACGACCUGUGCUUUUACGACCAUUUAUAUAGUGAAAUUUCUGGCAUGAAGAAAGAAAAAAAGAAUGGCCCAACAUUAGAUUAUUAUUUGUCCUUGAAGGAAUUUAAAGAUCACUUUCUGUCCGAGCCUGCAUACAAAAAGCAUCACGAAUUAUUCCCGGAAAAUUCUGCUCCACUCAAUGUAAUGGGGCAAAAAUUAAAAUGCCUAAGUAAUACUCCAGAAUUAAAAGACGAAGAACUGAUAUUAAAAGUGACAGUAUUAUUGCACGUCAUAUUUUUAUCAAAAUAUUAGUUUCAAUCAUAUCUUUACAAUUCUGUAUUCUGCAUAUUAAAAAUUAUAUCUCUAUUAUAGUAUUAUUGUUUAUAUAUAUUAAUUGUAUUGAUAUUGUUGUACUGAUAAAGUUUAUCGAUUGCAGUUCAUGAUGUGGAUAACGAACGCACAAGUUUCAAGUUUGUUUUUUGCUGCAGAACAUAUA